Periconia digitata is the source of this 1398-nucleotide messenger RNA. The record is from the annotation of a GenBank genome assembly. Lineage: Eukaryota; Fungi; Ascomycota; Dothideomycetes; Pleosporales; Periconiaceae.
CUGUUGUUUCUCUGCUCACUUGCGUUUCCUGGUUGUUUCCUCCUUUUGUUUCUUUCAACUGAUUCCCCUUUUGCACUGUUUCCAUUCUUGCUCUUCUCCAUCUUGGAUACCCAUCCAGCAUUCUUUCUUGUAUUCUCGUCUUCAGAUUACAAAAUGGGUCCGCUGGCGGGCCGCAGAUGGUCUCGCAUACCAUCACUCCUCCUCCUCGCCUCUACAAUCCUACCCUCCAUUCAGGCUUCCGCCAUCUUCUCUCGCCAAUCCAGUCAAUGUGGUGGCAAGCCGGACCUUCAACAGUGUGGUGGAGACUUUCCCUCGGAAUUUUGCUGCAGUGCCGACUCUACAUGUACCAGGUUGAACUCUACCGACAUCCAAUCGGUCAUAUGCUGUCCCAAAGGCGAGAACUGCGACGCCAUCCAGCCUCUUGAUUGUGACGCCUCUCUCUACAACGCAACUCUACAUCCCGAAAACCAGAUUCACAUCUCGGAUACCGACGUCAAACUCCAAAAAUGCGGCGCUUCGUGCUGCCCACCCGGCUACACUUGCAAUGGAAACAUCUGUAUUGCUAGCAAACAAAAACCUUCUUCGUCCAGUUCCGCAACGCCCUCAGCCACCAAGCCGGCCUCUGCCUCUCAAACCGAUGAGUGUCCGCCUGUCCCAACAGCACAUGCAGCUCCGUCCUUUGACGGUAAAGCUUUCGCUGCCGGUUUCUUCCCAGGCAUAGUCGUCGGUGCUCUCGGGGUAAUCGGACUCAUGUGGAUCAUCAAAAAACGCAAAAAGACCGAUGAGAAACGCUAUUCUGGAGACUUCGGCCAUGUAGCGCGUACUAUCAGUGAUCCAAUAUAUAAUCCCAUGUACAGUGACCGUACCGACUUCAUCAGACGCCCAUCACACUCCACCACCAACACCGCUCCGAGUGUCCAGAAGAACAUCGGUACGCGUGCUGCGGGAGGCGGUGCAGUCGAAGGCUUCACACCCAGAAUCAAGAGCAUGUGGGACCGCACACCGAAGCUCGGCAUAGGCGUCUGGAGUGGCCUCCCGACUACACCACAACCCACAGCACAUAACGGGGAUAGGGACCCAUAUAGAACCCCAGUCGCAGUACAGGAGCCCACACCCGAGCGAACUCGUUCCAAGCGGAGAAGGAAGAAGUCGAAGCGUACCACAGACGCCCUUAGCACGAGCUCCGAGACCAUCGAAGUGUUGAUGCCUCCUGCUGCGUCACUGGCUCCCGCUCCAGCUUUCCUGCAACCCCCCAAAGCACCUGGUAUGCGCGAGAACCGCUUCACGCAGGAUUCAGGUCAUACCACUUUCACAAAACUGAUGGAACGUGCUGGAUAUGGCGACGACACAACAAACGAUGUCAGGAACUUCAGUUCUGGUCAGCAACGCAACUACUAG